Molecule: messenger RNA, 839 nt
Organism: Postia placenta MAD-698-R-SB12
Lineage: Eukaryota; Fungi; Basidiomycota; Agaricomycetes; Polyporales; Adustoporiaceae
Exons: 3
Coding region: 122-607 (161 amino acids)
Source: RefSeq, a predicted model, not a curated record
GCUUGCCUACCUUAUACCAGGCUGCGUGCCGUUCGUUCUUUAGACACCAGCCGUCUAGCCAUUCGUCAUACCCGCGUCCUGUACAUAUCGCGCUUUGACCUUCGUUCCUUACACUGCAAACAUGCUCCUUUUCCGCAACGCGUUCCUCCCCGCGCUCUCUGCAGCUGCCAUCCUAGCUGCCUUGGUGCGUUGCGCUUCCGCCGCCCCCUGGUGGCCGAUGCACUUCGUCAUGGUGGAGGAGCCGCCCAGCUCGCUGGAUGCAUUGCCUACCGUCUUGCCUGCGUCGCCCACCGUACCGUCCCUCUCGCUGGCACCGACCGCCACCUUGCCAGAGGUCUUGUCCGCAGGCAUAACCUCCCUGUCAUCUGCGUAUAGCCCUGUCGAAACCAUGCCUGCGGUGGGAGACACAGGCAUGUCAGACGUGAUACCUUCGGAUAUCACCUCGGACACGAGUGUUCUUGCUCCACAGCCAUCGAGUUCUACUGGGGGUGCGCCGGAAGGCCUGUCGGCCAACCAGAGCAAUGGCGCCGUCAUCACGUCUCCCGGACGUGGCGGGGCAGCGCUGCUUAUCGGAUGCGCCGUGAGCGUGGUCUACCUCGCGCUCUGAGGAACGCAAGCCAUGAUGCUGCCUCGCUCCUUGCGUUGUCCGUAUCUCAACACACCAUCGAAUGGGCCCAGAGCCCGCCGUCCAGUCCUUACGCGGUAACUUACUGGUAUCUAUCGCGACCACCCACCUUGCUAUUUUCGCUGUCUGUAUAGUCCCUGGGACGCUAUGGCCUAGCUCAUCUCCCGCAUCUGUCGUUGUAUCACAUUGCUAUCUGUUUCGCUCGCUGACUUAG